AAGCUCCUGGCUGAAAAUAAUGAAGGUGAAGUUAUAAAUUUAAUGCAACAACAAAGUAAUAUAGAAAUUCCUGAAUCGGAUGAGGUUUACCCUUUAUUAGAAAAAAGUGGAUUAACAAGAUAUCAAAUUUAUUCAAAAAUUUUAGACAAAUUAGCAAAUAAUUUUAUAAAAAAAGUUGAAACGCAAAACUGGGAUGAUGCAAAGAUACAAAAUUUUAUAAAUUCCAAUAAAUCUUUAUUUGAAUCUGAUGAAUUUCGUAAAGUGAUAAUAUCAGUUAUUAAUAAAUAUUAUAAACGUUUGAAGGGUCCAAACACUAAUAUUUUUGAAUUUUUAAAGAGAGAAUCAUGGGUUAUACCAGUAAUUGAAGUUAAACGUGAAAUAUUGUCUCGUGAUAUAAGUCUGUUUAAGGAAUAUGUGCAACCAGCAUUUGAAGAUUAUCUGAAGGAUGCUUUUAUAGAAUUGAUGAGUAGGGAGAUAAGAGGAGUUAGUAUAUAUGAGAUUUUAGAUUAUAGAGUUAAUCAACGUGGUGUUCUUGAAUUGGUUAAUUUAGUUGGCGAUAAUAAAGAACUUUUUCAUGCUAUUCCACAAUUUUUUAGAGAUUGGUUUAGAGAGUAUGGAUGGACAAAGAUUCCAACAUUUAAAUUUGAUUUUUUAAUGGCAAUGCAAAAUGCUGGAAGGAUUCAAAUUUGUAAAUUAGAACCUGCGUAUCAUGUAGUUUGGUAUUUGAAUAAGGGACUUAGACAAGGAUUUAAAUUGGAACAAAUUGUUGAAAUUAAAAGGAUAUUGGAUGAUUGUUAUAAAAAUAAUAUUGCUACAGAAUACAUGCAACAUGAAAAGACAUCACUUUUAAAAUUCUUGACAGAACUGGUCAACCUUGGCAUAAAUUCACGAAAAAUGUUACAAAGAAGAGAAUUUUAUGAAGUACCGUUUGAUGAGGCAGAUAUUUAUGAAAUAUUUUAUCGACAAUUAUUGCUUUUUAUGUAUGAUGAUAAAUGCAGAGAAGAAGAGAUAAAAUCUUGUUUUAAUGAGAAUCCUACAAUAGAUGAUGAAAAUGAUACUGGGAGUAAUAAUGACCAACCUAUAUUUCGAUUCAGAGAACCUGAGGUUGCAAUAUUAAAAAAAAAUGAACUUGCUAGAAAGUUAUUCUGUCAUUAUUUGGCUGAACGCUUAGAUAAUAAAGACACAGAUAGAUUUCGACAGUGUUUUACUUAUUUUAGUUUAACAAUUCAAAAAGAUGUGGAUGAUAUUUAUGAUUAUGCAUUCCAAACGUUCACCACUAUUGUCAUUACAAAACAUAGAAUACGUGCACUUUGUAGCAAAAGAUGGCGAGCAGUAGUUUCGUGCUUUUUGUCAGUAGCCAAUAGAAGAAAAAUAUUCCACGAAUUUACACUAAAACUUUUGAUUGAAUUGGCAUCUGAAGAAAAUGUUCAAAUAAUAACAGAUUCUGGAAAUGCAGAAAAAUUCAAGCUAAUAAGAGAUUGGUCCGAGGUUUUACUUGCUGGCGUAGUUCAAGUAGUUCCGUAUUCAGAAAAGAAAAAAUUUUAUGAAUUAUAUAAAGAGUUAUUAAAGAGAACCGAAAAUUCACUUGGCGGAGUGUUCAAGAUCAAUUCAAAACCUGAUAGUCUUAUGUUUGCCAUAUUAAAAAGUUUAAGUGGUGAGAGUGAUUCAAGUGAAGAAUUAACAAUGUAA
Entrophospora candida is the source of this 1689-nucleotide messenger RNA. Lineage: Eukaryota; Fungi; Glomeromycota; Glomeromycetes; Entrophosporales; Entrophosporaceae. The record is from the annotation of a GenBank genome assembly.